This is a messenger RNA of Osmerus eperlanus (European smelt), 4145 nucleotides long. Its product is annotated as photoreceptor-specific nuclear receptor-like. The record is from RefSeq and is a predicted model, not a curated record. NCBI's taxonomy places the organism in Eukaryota, Metazoa, Chordata, Actinopteri, Osmeriformes, Osmeridae. Gene Ontology annotation, molecular function: zinc ion binding; nuclear receptor activity; RNA polymerase II cis-regulatory region sequence-specific DNA binding. Gene Ontology annotation, biological process: cell differentiation; negative regulation of transcription by RNA polymerase II; anatomical structure development. Bases 2748 to 4046 code for a protein of 432 amino acids. The transcript is spliced from 8 exons.
GUUGUAGAUUUCGACAUAUAUACCUUCAUAAAAAGCAUACCUGUUGAUUGUCAGAUUAGAUAUUGCUUAGAUUACAUUAUAUUUUGUUCAAAUUUAUGCCAUCACACUGUUAGGGAUCAUUAUCCUUUUUAGCAGGGCUAUUCAAUUUUCUUUUGCAGUACAUGCUAAACGUAUGCUAUGAAGCCAUGGUGAAAGGUUCAUAUUGUGGCUUUUGAGAAAACUGACCUGCAUUGAAUGCUCUUUCAUGCAGAUGUGUUUAUAUAGCUGUGGAAUGUUUUUAAUUAUUUGUGAGUACAUUUUAUAUAUCAUUACCAAGUACUUUAAAGACAGCAUUUUGAAUCAAUAAUUACUGUCAUAAAUUAGGACCACUGCUCACAUUUACCAUGGGACCAAGAAUACUUCUCAAUGAAAACAAUUAAUACAAUUCAGAAACUCCUUAUGUUAGCUAUGGGUGACUGAUGUAAAUAGAUUGGACUCAGUUUUCAAGUAACUCCAGAAAAACAACAGCCAAAUAGACAACAAAUAUGACAUGUGCGACAGCCUUGCCACAGCCCUCAAUGACUUACCACUUAAGUGUUUAAUUAUAUAAAUCAAAGAAAACAACCAGAGGAAACUAAUCAUGAUAAAAUCUUGCAAAGGUCAGCACAAAGUCUGGCAAGGAUGCAGAGAGCAGCCACCAUAUGGCUGAAGAAGACACAAGGACCACACUGUUAAUCUUUUGGGCUAAUUGUUUUUUUCUCUCCUAUCCUAUCCUAUGGAACUGAAGCAACCAGUAAAUAUUUUGCAGUGUGACACACUUUUUUGCAUCUUUGCUUGAGACCUUGGUUGCAGACAUUCACACUUAAUAUGCUCUCCAAGCACUUUGUGCACUAAUACAUUCACAGCAUAAACUGAUGGGUUUCAGUGAGCAUAUAAGUAGUAUAGGGAUAAUGAAAAGUUGUGCGCAAAGAUAUUCGAUCCAUAACAUAUUUCUGAUCAAUCUUUUUAAUGACGAAUAAUGUGUAACAAUUCAAAAUAAAUCUAUCUUUAAAAUAAUCUGGGUUAUUAUGGGAUGCAGUUCUUUCCUGUUUCAGUUACAGAAAAACGACACAAACAGAAAAACAAAAGAAAGGUUUAUUAUUUAAACAGAUGCCAAAGACUGAUGCCACUUUUUGUGCCAUGUAACAGAAAAUACAGAAAAUUCAAGCUGGUACAUAUUGUUGAGCGCGUCCUCUUCAGAUUAAGAUCAUUCACAGAAGCCACUCAACUGUAUGAAGGAACAAACAAAUGAUGAAAUCAACAGAAAGUUGUGAAGGCGCCAAAAUGCAGGCUUUGUGUUACAAGCAACUUGCCGUAUGAUAGCUUAUAGCUAUUUUCAAGUAACUGUACUUUCUACUCAAAUGAAAAAAAUACAUUUGUCUUGUGUGCCUCAGAAAGGAACAUAUACUGUAGGUUUUGAGGCAAUAUGCAAUAAGAUGAAUGUCCUAACUAGGCUCUAAUAGGCAGGCUUUUAGCAAACCUUGCUUGUACCUUGCUUCUGAGUGGCAUGACUCUUGUAGUCCCUGUUGAAUGUCCUCUUUAUGUGCUUAAGUUAAAGGUGCUGUAAUGAUUUAAGUACAGUGAUUCUGAACACUUAAUAAUUCAUAGGAUCCCUCAUGAAUGAACGAAAUUUGACCAAACCAAAGCAUCAUUAUUCUGUCAGCCACCACUUUCCUUGUGCAGUCAUUGAAAAGGGGAUGAUCUAAAAAAGAAAAGAGGUAAGUGGGAGUUAAUGGGCGACAGGGCAUUUCUGCAAAUACUGGGAGUCAUUUUGAACAGGGGGCAAUCACAUAGAUCAAAUAUACAGGAAGAAAGAGAUGGAAUUUGGAAGCCAGAAGAAAAAAAGGGCAAUGCAAAUUGAAGGGGUUGGUAAACAUAAUAAUGUGUGCCCCGUGUAAUCAUCUCUUAAAUGCAGACAUCGAAGAGGCCUAUUGACUGAUGGCUGCUGUCAUGUACAGACGAAAGGGUGAGAGAAAGAGAGAGCGAAUGAGAGGGACAGUCGGAUUGGGACAGGUCUAAAGUUACAUCCUCUUGCCUGUAAGUUGGCCCCGGCAAAGAAUUCAAAUAUUUUACUCCUUAUGAAGACCUCGUCUGAUGGCCACCAUCAGCUUUCUAAGUCCUGGCAAUGUGACUGAUUGAUCCAGUAGAUAAACAGUAAAGAUUAAGAGGAUGACAAACAAGCGUGCUGCUUACACAGCGCUUUUGGCUAAUCCUACCCCCACGGCCUCCCUUUUGAGGACCCGCCACGAAGGAGGAUCCACAGACACUGACCGCCACAGCCAAGUGACAGGACAGAGGAACAGAACACGCUAAUCUGCCAUUGUGGAGGACAGCAGAAGGGAAGACCACGAGUAGCCUAUCAACAUCUCCGUCCGCAUCAGAGAGAAACGUGGGAGAGGCACCCCGACAGGGACAUCCUUGAACAGGGGAGGUGUGCUCAGGGAAGAGGGGACCAGGUCAACCAUCUGUCCCGUCUGAGUGACGAAGUCACAGCCAGAGGGCUGCCGGAACCAUUUGCUCAUUUUGGGAUGUUUCAAAACUUUUGAAGGAGUCUGUGAAGCAUCUCAUCACUGAGUACCAGGAAAGCAAGCAUCAGACAUUGGUAGGACAGCAUCUCCUAAGGAAAAUUGUCAUAGUCAACGAAACCUUGGGAUACUAUUUUGUUCUAGCACAGAGGAGUUCCUUUUUGCAGUGACCAACACAGAAGUCCUAUAGGACAUCUUGUAAACAUGAUGGAGGAUCACCUGUCGAAAAUAUCCAUGCUCCCCUCCUCCUCUCCCAGUGAAUCAACGGGGAGCAGUGGAACGGAAGACAGCAGAGGAGCCAAGAGUCCUGCCCCAGGCAAAGCUCUCAGCCCUGCUCUGCUCUGUAAAGUGUGUGGGGACACCAGCAGUGGCAAACAUUACGGUAUAUAUGCCUGCAAUGGCUGCAGCGGUUUCUUCAAGCGCAGUGUGAGACGAAGACUCAUAUAUAGGUGUCAGGCUGGUACGGGAAUGUGCCCUGUGGAUAAGGCCCAUCGCAACCAGUGCCAAGCCUGCAGGUUGAAGAAAUGCUUACAGGCAGGCAUGAACAAAGAUGCUGUCCAGAACGAGCGACAGCCUCGCAGCACAGCCCAGGUGCGUCUGGACUCCAUUGAUGUAGACACAGAUAAGGAGCACCUGGCCACCACACGGGAGCCCAGCUCCUCCUCUUCCUCCUCCUCCUCCUCUUCCUCCACCUGCUCAGUCAUCACGCGGCCCCACAUCACCUCCUCCAUGUCCAUUGGCUCCUCUGUCCCCCCGCAGCGCUGUAUCAGCCCCCAGAACAACCAUCGCUUCAUGGCCAGCCUCAUGACUGCCGAGACCUGCGCCAAGCUGGAGCCUGAGGAUGUUGACGAAAAUAUUGAUGUGACGAGCAAUGAGCCAGAGAGAGCGUCUUCAGAGUACCACAUGGCAUUGUACCCCUCCAGCAAUGAGAAUGUGUAUGAGACCUCGGCCCGUCUGCUCUUUAUGUCUGUGAAAUGGGCCAAGAACUUGCCAGUGUUCUCCAACCUACCCUUCAGAGACCAGGUAAUCCUCCUGGAGGAGGCGUGGAGCGAGCUCUUCCUUCUCUGUGCCAUCCAGUGGUCCCUGCCCUUGGACAGCUGCCCACUGCUCUCGCUUCCUGACCUGUCCCCCACGAUGCAGAGCAAGACCAGCUACACCAGCCUGGACCUUCGGCUCCUCCAGGAGGUCUUCAGCCGCUUCAAGGCCCUUGCCGUCGACCCCACUGAGUUUGCCUGCCUCAAGGCCAUUGUUCUCUUCAAGCCAGAAACUCGUGGUCUAAAAGAUCCAGAGCAGGUGGAAAACCUUCAAGACCAGUCUCAGGUGAUGCUGGGCCAACACAUCCGCUCACACUACUCAAGUCAACCAGCCAGGUUUGGGAAACUUCUUCUUCUCCUUCCCUCUCUUCGCUUCGUCAGCUCAGAGCGUAUUGAGCUUCUCUUCUUCCACCGUACCAUUGGCAACACCCCGAUGGAGAAGCUAUUGUGCGACAUGUUCAAGAACUGAGUCCAGAACACUCAAGAUAGUGUCACAGUGCCCACAUGGACAACUGUGUGGAUAUAUUGAGUAACAAAAGACUGGUUUUUGAGAUAAAAAAAAAAAAUU